This is a messenger RNA of Myotis myotis, 3094 nucleotides long. RefSeq names its product complement C1q like 2 (gene C1QL2). The coding region runs from base 717 to 1580 and encodes 287 amino acids. The record is from RefSeq and is a predicted model, not a curated record. Gene Ontology annotation, molecular function: protein binding. NCBI's taxonomy places the organism in Eukaryota, Metazoa, Chordata, Mammalia, Chiroptera, Vespertilionidae. The transcript has 2 exons.
CUGGCUCCCGGAUGCGCCCGCUGCGCCCACUUGUGGCUCCCAGGCGCCUGUGGGAAGAACGGAGCCUCCGCCGCCUCCGCCAGGGACACAGCCCGAAAGGGAAAGGAGAAGGACAGCAGGCUGAUGCCAUGAGGGCGCCGUCUCCCGAGUGAUGGCAGCGCGCGCUGCCUCGCCGCCGCCACCGCUCAGCCCCGGACUCCUGACGUCAGGGUAGUGGGUCCCCCCCUCCGCGCGGAGCCCGCGCAGCCGGAGAGCGAGCUGAGCGCGCCGCAGAGCCCGGGCGCCCCACCUGCGAGCCAGCCCCGCCGAGCCCCCGAGCCGAGCUGGGGCAGAGUCGCCGAGCCCGCGCCAGAAGCCGCCUCCCCACCCACGCUCCCGGGCCACCUGCCGGACCCAGAGGGCGCCUGGCUGGCCCGGGGCGCCCCGCCAUGCGCGCUGGGCUCCGCGCCUCUCCGGAGCAGCCCUCGCGCGGUGAGCACCGGCGCCUGUGCUGGGGCGACUCUCCCUGAAGUAGUUGGGCGCCCGGAGCGGGGGUCGCCACGUCGGGGGUGAGGCCAGGACCCGUGGAGUCGGCCCCCGAGUUCGGGGAGCGGGGCCGCCCGCGCCGCCCCACCAUUACCUCCUCGGGGGGCAAGGAGGAGCUGGUGGCGGCCGCUUCCCAGCAGUGGCAGCGGCGGCGGCGCGCCUGCCUGGCGGCCGUCGGCGUGCUCCUGGCCAUGGCCCUGGGGCUGCUCAUCGCGGUGCCGCUGCUGCUGCAGGCGGCCACCCCCGGCGCGGCGCACUACGAGAUGAUGGGCACCUGCCGCAUGAUCUGCGACCCGUACAGCGCGGCCCCCGGUGGAGGCCCCGCGGGCGCCAAGGCUCCGCCGCCUGGACCCAGCACCGCCGCCCUGGAAGUCAUGCAAGACCUGAGCGCCAACCCUCCGCCCCCUUUCAUCCAGGGACCCAAGGGCGACCCGGGGCGACCGGGCAAGCCAGGGCCGCGGGGUCCCCCUGGAGAGCCGGGCCCGCCUGGACCCAGGGGUCCCCCGGGGGAGAAGGGCGACUCCGGGCGGCCCGGGCUGCCAGGGCUGCAGCUGACAGCGGGAGCGGCUGGAGGAGACGGGGUAGUGGGUGGCGGAACCCGGGGCGGCGGCGACUCUGAGGGCGAAGUGACCGGUGCGCUUAGCGCCGCCUUCAGUGGCCCCAAGAUCGCUUUCUACGUGGGUCUCAAGAGCCCCCACGAAGGCUACGAGGUGCUCAAGUUCGACGACGUGGUCACCAACCUCGGCAAUCACUACGACCCCACCACCGGCAAGUUCAGCUGCCAGGUGCGCGGCAUCUACUUCUUCACCUACCACAUCCUGAUGCGCGGCGGCGACGGCACCAGCAUGUGGGCGGACCUCUGCAAGAACGGGCAGGUCCGGGCCAGCGCCAUCGCGCAGGACGCGGACCAGAACUACGACUACGCCAGCAACAGCGUGGUGCUGCACCUGGAGGCGGGCGACGAGGUGUACGUGAAGCUGGACGGCGGGAAGGCGCACGGAGGCAACAACAACAAGUACAGCACGUUCUCCGGCUUCCUCCUCUACCCUGACUAGGGGCACUGGGGCUGUGCGCGGGCUUCCCCCGCCCUGGGCCCAGUGCGGGCGCGCUGCUCCCUGGCAAGGACCCCUCGCGUUUCCUGACACUUCUUGACAUCGUUGGAAAAGACACGUUCCCGCUACCCUCCCUGCCCCGCUCCCAUCCCCAGUGUGUCUGCAACUCACUAUGCUCUGGGCAGUGCUCCUGGCCCCUGGCCCCCAUCUGGGGAGGGAGAGGGCGACGCCAACGUGGUGAGAUGAGCCUGAACUUGAACCCCAAAGGCAUGGACAGCAGCGGUGGCGGUGGCAGCACAGUUUGCAAACCUGAUUGGACCGGACAGGCUGGGCGGAACUGCCCUCUUUCAGUCUCCCUCCUUCUCCGAGUGCCCGGAGGCCCAGCCUUCCAACCCUGGCCGGUGAGGUAGGCCACAGUGCGCACGAGCUCCCUGGGGAAUCCAAUCCUCCUGCAAGUUUCCCUGUCCAUCAGUCAAAACCCCACUGCCGCACAAUCCCAGCAAACGGAAAUUCGCCUCUCCACCAUACGCCUGACUCAGCUCAGACCCACUGCGACGCAUUAAAUUAUGUUUCUAGACCACGGGCUCCGAUGUUUUUGUCAGGGUGGCCCCCAGACCAGUCCUCCAGAUGUCCACCUUGACAUGAAGACAUUAACUGGGCCCGGAAGAGCCCCAUCUACGCCUGCUUGUCAGCCACUGCCCUGUCCCUGCCACCCGAGAUGGGCGAAAAGAUGUGGGGAGAGAUGAGAGAGCGUCCCACCCUUCGGAGAGAUAAUAUUUCUCCCCUGGGCUGCAUCCCUGAACUGGAGGGGCCCAGAGGAGAUGCGGGAGAGAGAAUUAGAUAGAGGCGGGCAGGAGAGGAGUGGCUGAGUCUCCAAGUUCCCAGCCUUGUGGGAGGACAUCAAAGAGCAGGGGUUUCUGGAGAAGGGAGAGGUAGGGGGGGCAAAUUGGAGGCAGGAAUGAGGCACUUGCCAGCAGGUGGUCUCUGAGUUGGUGGUCCCUAUAAAGAAGUGCAGAAGUCCCCCCGCAGAAACCCACCCACCCAGGCAUAAAGUGCUCAGCACCCGUCCAUUUGCCCACACCACCGGCUAGGGCCACAACUCUUAUAAGAGCUGGCAAACAGGCAAUCUGGGGAUCAUCCAGCUCCCCGAAUUCACCCGGAACUGAGUGGGAAGAGAUAUACACUAUCCCUGGGGGAGGGACCCCCUUUCCGGGACCCUCCCUUCCCAUUUGCAGGGUGCCAUUAUCUGAGCCCCAGUAUGUGUGCUCUCUUCUCAGUACUUCCCAUCCCAUCCCGCACACACAAGGUAGGGAAACAGCCAACAUGACUUUGAUUUUUUUAAUUUACUUUUUUGUUUUGUUUUUAGACCAUUGAAUUCCAAUAAGUAAUAAAUUAUCUACAAAAUAACCAGUUAACAACCUGUUAGUACUUACUGAGUUUGUUUUGACCAGUUGUUUGAAGAGAAAUGUGUGCACACGGAGGCAACCCCAGAGUGUGUGUACCUGUGUAAAGCUGGA